This is a messenger RNA of Hyaena hyaena (striped hyena), 3704 nucleotides long. RefSeq names its product solute carrier family 26 member 1 (gene SLC26A1). Gene Ontology annotation, biological process: transmembrane transport. Bases 1339 to 3561 code for a protein of 740 amino acids. Gene Ontology annotation, molecular function: oxalate transmembrane transporter activity; bicarbonate transmembrane transporter activity; chloride transmembrane transporter activity. The record is from RefSeq and is a predicted model, not a curated record. NCBI's taxonomy places the organism in Eukaryota, Metazoa, Chordata, Mammalia, Carnivora, Hyaenidae. The transcript has 2 exons. Gene Ontology annotation, cellular component: membrane.
AGUCGUGCAACCACAAUACUGGGCCGGAGCUGCAGGGUCACAGGCGGCCAGAGCCUAUCCCGGGGCUGGCUGGGCUCACGCGCCUUCUACCUCCCCAAGGACCCUGGAACCCAAGCUCCCUGCUCCAGCGAUGUGCUGCCCUCACCCACCCUGUCCCAGACCCAGACCCCAUGGGAGGCUGUGAGCUCAUCAGAGGUCCACACAAUCGUGAUUGCGAGUGAGCCUGGGAUUACAGUGCAGCUCCCUGGAUUAGCCACUCAGGUAGCGCUCAUCUGGGGGAAACCCAUGACUCAGCAACCUUUGGGGUAAAUAAUUGAACUGCAAGCCCAGUUUGGCUACGCAGUCACGUGGGGACCACAGAGCGCUGCCCUCGGUGGGCGCCCCGUCUGCUGCGGCCUGGCUCCCGGCUCCAGCUGUGUCAGAGACCCGCCGUCCACACUUCCCCACCGGCUAACGAGCCAGAGGGCUCUGGAGGUGCAGCCGGCCAGUGGAGUCUGGUCUUGGAGGGCCAACGGGCCAGGGGCCUCUCUGCCCUCCCGCCCACCCGGCCUGUGAGGGGCUCCAUCAGGUAAGAAGCACCCAGGGCCCCGCUGCGGGACCGUGAAGCCCCAGAGCCACAGCAGAGGCAGCUCCCUGGGGGAAGAGGAGGGUGGGACUGUUUUAGGGUUUCCUUUACGGACCCUCAGGCACAAGGCAGAUGUCAUUUCAACAGUCCUCGCUCCACACACCUAGACCCCGGGGGGCUGGGGGACCCUUGUGUGGUGAGGUCUCUGCAGGAAGGACACACAACUCAUAACGUCUGUCUAGUGCUCCCGGGGGGCUGUGGCUGCCCGCCCACACCUCCUCCCAGGCCGUCCUCCACAGCCCAGGGAAACUCCAGGCCCCACGUCCUGGGCCAGAGUGAGAAGUCAAGGCCAGGGCGGGGCCUCGGGAGGCAAGCUGCCCUCGGUACACAAGCGACAGUCCCAGACUUGUGCGCUCCAUGCUGCACCUGUGUGGUCUGAGACCCAAAUCCAGGAGUGUGUCCCACAGUCCCAGCUGACUGGGCAGGUGACAGAUGCCAUGUCACCCCCACUUCCCUCCCAGCUGGCCCCGUCUAGAUCACCCUCCCAAAGCACGUGCUAGGAAUUCUGCCACAGGACUGGGGGGUGGGGGGUGGCCAGCACGGCUGUGAGGGCAGCCUCUCCCCUAGCAAAGAUCUGGGGUCCCACUCUGCAAGUUUCCAGGGGGCACCAGGAGGCCCUCUUCCUCCAGGCCCAGGGCCCAUGGUGCUGAGGUGACGGAAGGCCGCCGGAGGGACCCUGGUGGUUUGGGCAAGGGAGCGGAGGGGCCUCUGGCAUGGAUAUGGGCGCGGGGAUGUGGGCAGGGAGCCGCGGAGCGGGGACUCUGCCGCCCGCUGACCCCGCGGUGAUGCCCACCUCUGUUUCAGGUUUUCCCAGGAUGGAAGUGUCCCCGGAUUGCCCGCAGCAGGGCGGGGGGCUGGUGCUGGUCCGCCGGCGGCCCCCAGUGCCCCCCGGCCUGCGCGAGAUGCUUAAAGCCAGGCUGUGGCGGGGCCGCACGUGCAGCUCACGCGGGGCCUGGCAGCUGGUGCAGGACCUGCUCCCCGCCACACGCUGGCUGCGCCACUACCGCCCGCGGGAGGCCCUGGCGGGCGAUGUCAUGUCCGGGCUGGUCAUCGGCAUCAUCCUGGUGCCGCAGGCCAUCGCCUACUCGCUCCUGGCUGGGCUGCAGCCCAUCUACAGUCUGUACACGUCCUUCUUCGCGAACCUCAUCUACUUCCUCAUGGGCACCUCACGCCACGUGUCCAUGGGCAUCUUCAGCCUCCUCUGCCUCAUGGUGGGCCAGGUGGUGGACCGCGAGCUCCUGCUGGCUGGCUUCGACCCCGCCAGAGACGGCCUGGGGCCCGGGGACAACGGCAGCGCCCUCAAUGCCUCGGCUGCACCCACGCUCGUGCCACAGGACUGCGGGCAGGACUGCUAUGCCAUCCGUGUCGCCUCCGCCCUCACGCUAGUGGCUGGGACCUACCAGGUCCUCAUGGGCAUCCUCCGGCUGGGCUUCGUGUCCACCUACCUCUCACAGCCCCUGCUCGAUGGCUUUGCCAUGGGGACCUCGGUGACCAUCCUGACCUCGCAGCUGAAGCACCUGCUAGGCGUGAGGGUCCCGCGGCACCAAGGGCCAGGCAUGGUGCUCAGCACGUGGCUGAGCCUGGCGCGCAGCGCCGGGCAGGCCAACCUGUGCGACGUGCUCACCAGUGCCACGUGCCUGGCCGUGCUGCUGGCUGGGAAGGAGCUGUCCGACCACUGCCGCCACCGCCUGAAGGUGCCCCUGCCCACGGAGCUGCUGGUCAUUGUGGCGGCCACGCUGGUGUCCCACUUUGGACGGCUCCACGAGCGCUUUGGCUCCAGCGUGGCCGGGGACAUCCCCACUGGUUUCAUGGCCCCCCGGGUGCCGGACCCUGGGCUGAUGUGGCGCGUGGUGCUGGACGCCGUGCCCCUGGCCCUGGUGGGCUCCGCUUUCUCCAUCUCCCUGGCGGAGAUGUUCGCCCGGAGCCAUGGCUACUCCGUGCGACCCAACCAGGAGCUGCUGGCCGUGGGCUGCUGCAACGUGCUGCCCGCCUUCUUCCACUGCUUCGCCACCAGCGCGGCUCUGUCCAAGAGCCUGGUGAAGACGGCCACCGGCUGCCACACGCAGCUGUCCAGCGUGGUCAGCGCCACCGUGGUGUUGCUGGUGCUGCUGGUGCUGGCGCCGCUGUUCCGGGACCUGCAGCGGAGUGUGCUGGCCUGCGUCAUCAUCGUCAGCCUGCGCGGGGCCCUGCGCAAGGUGAGGGACGUCCCGCGGCUGUGGCGGCUCAGCCCGGCUGACGCGCUGGUCUGGGUGGCCACCGCGGCCACCUGCGUGCUGGUCAGCAUCGAGGUCGGACUGCUGGCUGGCAUCCUCCUGUCCUUGCUCAGCCUGGCUGGCCGCACGCAACGCCCACGGGCCACCCUGCUCGCUCAGAUUGGGGACUCUGGCUUCUACGAGGAUGCGGUGGAGUUUGAGGGCCUGGUCCCGGAGCCGGGUGUGCACGUGUUCCGCUUCGCGGGGCCGCUCUACUACGCCAACAAGGAUUUCUUCCUGCGGUCGCUCUACAGCCUCACAGGGCUGGAUGCAGGGAUGGUGGCCACCACGAGGAAGGGGCGGGGCCCAGAGGCCAGGGUCAGUGAGGGAGACCCCGCCGAGGGCACGGACCUGAGCCCCGUCAGCAGCACGGCUGCACAGCUGGUGCCCAUGGCGGCCAGCUUCCACGCAGUGGUCAUCGACUGCGCUCCACUGCUGUUCCUGGACGUGGCCGGCGUGGCCACGCUGCAGGACCUGCGCCGAGACUACAGGGCCCUGGGCAUCACCCUGCUCCUGGCCUGCUGCAGCCCCGCGGUGAGGGACACCCUGAAGAGAGGCGGGUUCCUCGGGGAGGACCCGGGGGACGCGGGCGAGGAGGGGCAGCUCUUCCACAGCGUGCACAGCGCCGUGCAGGUGGCCCGAGCCCGCCACGGGGAGCAGAGGGCCACCGACUCCGCCCUGUAGCACGGCCCGUGUGCCCUCCCAGGAGCCCUCGGCAGACACGCUCACACCAUCGGUCGCUGAUGUCAACGAGCACGGUCCCCCCGAGACUGAGGCUGUGCUCCCAAGGAACCAGGAAACACACGAACGACUCAGAGCCGCGCCUU